AUGGGGUCUCCCUCCGCCAGAUUCGGUCAGGCACUCCCAGCCUUCGUCGGGGCUCGGCAUCAACGAAGACAGACCGACUAUGGCUUUUCUCCACGAAAGGGGCUGACGCUAGCCGUUUUGGUUGCCAACUUUACUGCGUUUUCUACUUACCUGUGUGCUUCCGGUCUACCAGGCCGGGUAAGCGAGGAAACCUCCAGUUGCGAGCCUACCGACAACGGAACGAAGUGCACGUGCCAUGCGAGUGACACAUCCUCUGAGGCGAAGUCGCUCACCGCAGCUCUCUCGCAGAAGAAAAACCUCCUGGAAGUGGUUUGCAAAAGUCCCCUAGCUCCCGCGCCAGCUGCACUUGCCGGCGCGCUUGUUUGUGCAGCAGGUGCUGAUUGCCUCACAGAGUGUACGGCGGUGAAAUCUCCUUCCUGCAUCGACGUCGUUUCGCUUCUUUCUGGAACGCGGGAAAACGUGAAGUGGAAGAGCAAUCCCGAGGAAGUCCGAGAUGUAGAGCAAUCCAAAACCCUCACCAUUCCAUUUGAAAACUUUCCUUACACCGACGGGCAUUUCUUCGUUGGUUGCACAGACAAGAACACAACCACCAAAUGUACCGUGGCUGUGACGGUGGAGGCCAGAGUGAGCACGACAGCUGGACAGAUCGUCACAUGUGCUUACGGCGCCGGCAGCAAUCUAUCGCAUCAAGCCGUGACGCUGAGCCAAUCACAGAACAGCUUCACUUUGGUGUGCGGAGAGGAAGGAGAAGUCCUACCAACCAAAUACGAGACGGCGUAUUGCUCUGCGGAUGCCGGCGCCGACUGCAGUGAAGACUACAAGUCUGUUAUUCCCGCGUACGAAAGAAGUUGGUGGGCAAAAAACAACGAUGGUCGUUCUUUUACUCUUUCGGUUCCGGUCGACAAGUUCCCGACAGAUCAGACGAAGAUUGUGGUUGGCUGUCGAUAUAAGGGGGAUUCAAAGGGCAGCAAGAACUCUGACAAAGAUGCCUCAGGCCCGACGGUCUGUAGCGUCGACGUCACUAUCGAGGCCAGCGCGUCUGCCGCGAUGACGGUGAGAUCGAUUGAUGCGUUCACUUUGCUUGUGGUGGUAGGUAUUUUGACCUCAUUCGCUCGUGUGAUGUGA
This is a messenger RNA of Besnoitia besnoiti, 1125 nucleotides long. RefSeq names its product SAG-related sequence. Lineage: Eukaryota; Apicomplexa; Conoidasida; Eucoccidiorida; Sarcocystidae. The record is from RefSeq and is a predicted model, not a curated record. Gene Ontology annotation, cellular component: membrane. The transcript has a single exon. Bases 1 to 1125 code for a protein of 374 amino acids.